Molecule: messenger RNA, 2928 nt
Organism: Microcebus murinus (gray mouse lemur)
Lineage: Eukaryota; Metazoa; Chordata; Mammalia; Primates; Cheirogaleidae
Gene: CABP1
Product: calcium binding protein 1
Cellular component (GO): cytoplasm
Molecular function (GO): calcium channel regulator activity; calcium ion binding
Source: RefSeq, a predicted model, not a curated record
CGCCCAGCCUGAUGUUUACCUUAUUCCUCAUAACAUUCCCAGAGCCAAGCACAGUGCCUGGCAUUUAUACAUUGAACGCAUGGAUACUUCUUUCUUCCAUUUUAAUAAUUACUUAUCUGGUGCCUAUUAUGUGCUUCACACUUUUCCAUGUAUACUUUAUAAGCAAGGUAGGGGAAGCCCCGUUUUCCAGUGGAAGAAACAAGCUCAGGAAUGGGAGGUGGCCACCCAGUCAGGAACUGCAGAGCCAGGACCCAACCCCUCUGUCCUCAGUGGGUGGCAUCCACUCCAUCUCCCCCUCCAGAGGGUUGGCCCCAACUGAGACUGCUGAGUAACUCCCCCAGCUUCCCAGGAGUGAGCCUGUGCCAAUCUCUGGGCAAUGUCCCCAACACCCCUACUUGUCUUCCCUAAUGGGAGUUCUGACCAGCCACCCAAAGCUGGGUGAAAGUCCCUGGGAAAGGAGGCUCUCUAGGCCGAAAACUCUUGCAGCUGCGCAUGUAAGAGCUGGCCGCAUCAGCGCCCUCCCGGGAGGAGAUCUGCUUCCCUGUCUCUCUCUGCUACCCCCUGCUGGGAAAAGCUGGGUGCAGGGAAGCAGGGACGCUUCCUCUUUGGGGGCAUCUGGCUCAGGCUGUAGGUCUCAAAUGGGACAUUUGAGGUUUCAGAUGAAUUCACAUCAAAGCCGGACCUUGGAGGGACCAGGAAGAGCAAGUCACCUAAAACGUUCCAGCAGUGGGACCUCGAAGAACGCUUUGUAAAGAGCUCCCUCUCUGCUCAGCGCUCCAAGGAAGCUGGUGAAAGGUCCUGGCUCAGGAUGAGGCUGAGAGGAGGAGAAGGUUCGGAGACCUGGCUCGCUUGUCCGUGCCUGUGCUGCCUCUGUCGUGCCCCCUCAGGCCAUCUCUUGGUUUCCCUUUCGUCGUUGAGAUGGCACACAGCAAAGGGAUCAGAAGGGUUUGAUCUGGGCUGUUGGCUCAGCUGUGCUGCCGUGGUCCAGAGCCCAGUCCAAUUUCAGCGAGGAGGCAAGUGUGAAAAAUGGAGCAUGAUGGAGACGUCACAAGACCUCCCAGCCCCUCAGCUGGAGCCGCAGCUCUCGAUCCUGCUGGAAUUGCCCGGGGGCAGUGAGGAUGCGUGCUUGUCCAGCUCACUGCUCUUGGAAAGGGCAUCAUCCCUCUGCAUGCUUGUGCUUGCGUGUGUGUGCGCGCGCAUGUGUGUGUGUUGCGUGUGUGUGUGUGCGCGUGUGCGCGCUUGCAAGCUCACACAAGGCUGGGCAGCCUGACUUCGGGGGCCCAAACUAGCCAGCUGCCCCUUCUAGGUCUGCUGGCCUAAUUCCCAGCUGCAGCUGCCAUUCUGGGCCCCCCUCCCUGAGGCAAUCUCCCUGCAGAUUUGGCAGCCGGAGAGGAGGGGCCGAGGGAAGGGAGAGAAGCAGAGAGAGAGAGAGAGAACGCCUCAGCGCUAAUCCGAUGGAGAUGAUCCGGCAGCCUUCUCCAGCUCUGCUGCCCUCUGCCCUCAGCUCUCCGGGCGAUUUCUCUGUGCCCUGCACUCUCUCUCCUUCUGCCCUCAUCUCCUUAAGAAAGUGCCUAGAAAGUUAAACCCACACACAAACACAUACACACACACAAUCCACUAAAAAAAUUCAGCGAGCAGGAGCAGGCAGGCGAGUGAGAGAGCGCGCACGCAAGAGAGUCUCGCAUCGGCCCUGGAGGAAGAGCCGCACAGGCAGAGGGAGGCCGGGUUGGCAGUGAUGGGGACUGAGGUCCCUUAGCAACCAAGGAGCCUCCUUCAUGGACCCCGGGAUCCCAAGAGGGGCUGCCUCGACUUAGGAUGGGCAACUGUGUCAAGUCUCCACUGAGAAAUCUCUCCAGGAAGAUGCGCCAGGAGGAGCAGACCAGCUACAUGGCGGUGCAGACGAGCGAGGAGGGGCUGGCGGCCGGCGCUGAGCUCCCCGGACCGCUCCUGAUGCUGGCUCAGAACUGCGCCGUCAUGCACAACUUGCUGGGCCCUGCCUGCAUUUUCCUGCGCAAGGGCUUCGCUGAGAACAGGCGGCCUGACAGAUCACUGCGACCAGAGGAGAUUGAAGAGCUCCGAGAGGCAUUCAGGGAAUUCGACAAGGACAAGGACGGCUACAUCAACUGCCGGGACCUGGGCAACUGCAUGCGCACGAUGGGCUACAUGCCCACCGAGAUGGAGCUCAUUGAACUCUCCCAGCAGAUCAACAUGAACCUGGGUGGCCAUGUGGAUUUUGAAGACUUUGUGGAGCUCAUGGGGCCUAAACUGCUGGCAGAGACAGCAGAUAUGAUCGGAGUAAAGGAACUGCGAGAUGCUUUCCGAGAGUUUGACACCAAUGGCGAUGGGGAGAUAAGCACCAGCGAGCUGCGAGAGGCCAUGAGGAAGCUCCUGGGUCACCAGGUGGGACACCGAGACAUAGAGGAAAUUAUCCGAGAUGUGGACCUCAAUGGGGAUGGGCGAGUGGACUUUGAAGAGUUUGUCCGGAUGAUGUCCCGCUGAGGCCUCGAGGGCCCCUCCAGGACUGCCAAGCUCCCACAGGCGGGGAGAAGAGGAGCCAGGGCUCGCCUCCCCCGCCGUGGCCGCCGCCGAGAGCCCAGGAUGCACUAGUGGAUGGGGCCUGCCUGCACCCCGGGGCGGUGCCCACCCCGGACCCCCACCCCUCCGCACUGUGAAAGACUAACUCCUGCAACUGGAAAGGGGGCGCCCGCCGACGAGGAGGCCGCAGUGCCAAGCCGGCAGAGGUCAUGCCAGGCGCCAAGUGCCAUGUGCCCAGCUGCUGCUGGCUGGGUGGGCCAGGGAGCCCGCCAGCAGACCCCACACAGCAUGUCUGCCCCAGGGCAAAGCCUCUUGCCGCCCUCCUUAGCUCUGUGCCCGUCCCAGCUCGCCUCAGCCCUGAUAUCUCAGAACCAAUAAAAAUAUUUCCAAGAG